Glycine soja is the source of this 3494-nucleotide messenger RNA. RefSeq names its product probable disease resistance protein At5g66900. Lineage: Eukaryota; Viridiplantae; Streptophyta; Magnoliopsida; Fabales; Fabaceae. Gene Ontology annotation, molecular function: ADP binding. The record is from RefSeq and is a predicted model, not a curated record. The transcript has 6 exons. Gene Ontology annotation, biological process: defense response to fungus. Bases 727 to 2790 code for a protein of 687 amino acids.
AUUCUUUUAAGUUUUAUCCACCUAAUGGACUGCUAACAUUUUUUUGUUAUUGUUUUCCUUUUAAUGCGUUGGAAAGUCAGUUUAGCGUAUCACAUGAUUUUUUAAAUUAAACAUGUUUUUAAAUACAAAAUUUGAAACUAUUAUAUCCAAUCAUUCAAUAUUUAUGCAAUAUAUAUUAUACGAAAAAGAACGUCUUUUGACAAAAAAAUAAAACUUAUUUAAGAUAUAUAUAAGUAGUCUAAUUUAUCAUAAAUUAAAGCUUUAGUAACAAUUGAUACUAUUGCUUUUCGUUUUAAUCCUUAAAUAAAUAUUUUUACAAUUUUUUUAUACAUAAAAUAUAUUUACAACUGAUUUGCCGAAAUUAUAACGAUGUCAGAGUAUUUUUUUCAUGUAGGUAUAAUUUUUUAUUUUAAAUGUUUACACGUACCAACCAGGAUGCAUCUGUUUUGUUUUUUCCUUUUCAUGUAGAAAAGCAAAACUGAAGGAGAUCUUUUGUGUUAGUUGGAGCUAAAACAAGAAAUUAGUGUCAAGUAUAAGAAUCAAAUCGAACACCGUCAUAUUUUCAACAAUGGAUAGCGACUCAUUUAUAAAUGUUUUUUCAUAUAGGAUUAAUUAAUAUAGAGUUUUCUUAACAAUUGUUAAAAUACAAAUAAUGAGGGUUGUAGAAACAGGGAGAACGAUACUAGGUGUAAAUUAAAGAGAAAGGACUCGAAUAGUUGGUUAUUCAUGGAAGACACCGCACAACAAAUCAAGCGUCCUUUUGGUGUUCCUGAAGGACCAGAAUUCACUGUUGGGUUGGAUGUACCUUUGAGCGAGUUGAAGGUGGAGCUUCUUAAAGAAGGUGUGUCCAUCAUUAUGCUGACUGGUUUAGGUGGAUCAGGAAAAACCACUUUGGCUACAAAGCUUUGUUGGGAUGAACAAGUCAUAGGUAAAUUCAAGGAAAAUAUUUUAUUUGUCACCUUCUCAAAAAAGCCUAAGUUGAAGAUUAUUGUAGAAAGACUAUUUGAACAUUGUGGAUAUCAAGUGCCUGAGUUUCAAAGCGAUGAAGAUGCAGUCAAUCAAUUGGGACUUUUGCUGAGGAAAAUUGAUGCAAGUCCUAUGUUGCUGGUCCUGGAUGAUGUCUGGCCUGGCUCAGAAGCCUUAGUUGAGAAAUUUAAAGUUCAGAUAUCAGAUUAUAAAAUUUUGGUGACUUCAAGAAUAGCAUUCCAUAGAUUUGGCACUCCAUUCAUCUUAAAACCUCUUGUUCACAAUGAUGCAAUAACCCUUUUCCGUCACCACGCUCUCUUAGAAAAAAACAGUUCAAACAUUCCCGACGAAGAUCUUGUCCAAAAGGUUGUGAGACAUUGCAAGGGUUUACCGCUUGCCAUUAAAGUGAUUGGUAGAUCACUAAGUAAUCGAUCUUAUGAGAUGUGGCAAAAGAUGGUGGAGGAAUUUUCACAUGGUCAUACUAUACUUGAUUCUAACAUUGAAUUAAUUACUUCCCUCCAAAAGAUCUUAGAUGUCUUGGAAGAUAAUCACAUCAUCAAAGAGUGCUUCAUGGACUUAGCUUUAUUUCCUGAAGGCCAAAGAAUUCCUGUUGCUGCUCUUGUUGAUAUGUGGGUAGAGUUGUAUGGACUAGAUAAUGAUGGCAUAGCAACGGCCAUUGUCAAAAAAUUAGCUUCCAUGAAUCUGGCUAAUGUCUUAGUGACAAGGAAAAAUACAAGUGAUACAGACAGUUACUAUUACAAUAACCAUUUCAUCAUUCUCCAUGAUAUUUUAAGAGACUUCGCAAUUUAUCAAAGCAACCAGGAACAAGUUGAACAGAGAAAAAGACUGAUGAUUGACAUAACAGAAAAUAAACCUAAAUGGUGGCCCAGAGAAAAACAGCAAGGCUUGAUGAUCCGCGUACUGUCAAAUAUUUUUGGAUGGCGUGUUGAACAAAAACCCCAACAGAUCCCUGCACGGGCAUUGUCUAUAUCGACCGAUGAAACUUGCACAUCAUAUUGGUCCCACCUGCAACCAGUUCAAGCUGAGGUUCUGAUUUUAAACUUUCAAACUAAUCAGUACACCUUUCCAAAGUUCCUGAAAGAAAUGAGUAAACUAAAAGUUCUGACAGUCAUACAUCAUGGUUUCCAUCCUUCUAAAAUGAACAAUUUUGAGUUACUUGGCUCAUUAUCCAACCUAAAACGAAUCAGAUUAGAGAGGAUUUUGGUUCCUCCCUUUGUCACAUUGAAGAAUCUAAAAAAGUUAUCCCUCUUCUUGUGUAAUACAAGACAGGCUUUUGAAAAUGGAAACAUGCUAAUUUCAGAUGCUUUUCCAAAUCUAGAAGAUUUGAAUAUUGACUAUUGCAAAGAUCUGAUAGAAUUGCCUAAGGGGGUCUGUGAUAUCACCUCCCUGAAGAUGCUCAGCAUUACUAAUUGCCAUAAGCUUUCUGCAUUGCCUCAACAAUUUGGAAACUUGGAGAAUUUGAAACUUCUAAGGCUAAGUUCCUGUACUGAUUUGCAAGAGAUACCAAAUUCUAUUGGAAGACUUUCGAAUCUAAGACAUAUGGACAUCUCAAACUGCAUUAACCUUCCAAAUUUACCAGAGGACUUUGGUAAUCUUUGUAAUCUAAGAAAUCUGUACAUGACAAGUUGUCCAAGGUGUGAAUUGCCACCCUUAAUCAUCAAUCUUGAGAAUUUAAAAGAGGUGGUAUGUGAUGAAGAGACGGCUGCUUCAUGGGAAGCUUUUAAACCUAUGCUUCCCAAUCUAAAGAUAGAUGUUCCUCAACUUGAUGUUAACUUAAAUUGGCUUCAUGAAAUUCGCUCCUAAGUCCUAAUACCUGUUUCAUGCUAAUGUCAUUGUGUUAGUGGCUUUCGGGUUUGAUUAGCAAUCUUAGGUUUCCACAGGAAAAGGCCAUCAUUUUCUGUGACAAUCUGAGUGCAAUCUGUUUAGCCAAGGAUCAAGUCCAUCAUGAGAGGACUAAGCACAUUGACAUUAGAUACCACUUCAUCCAUUUUGAGAAAAGGGUCAAAGUCCAGAAAGUUGAUACGAGGGAGAAUCCAACAGAUAUGUUCACGAAGCCGGUUCUAAGAAACAAGUUCAUGCAUUAUCUGGAUCUACUUACUGUAGAUUGCUGGAAAUGAACUGAGUUAGUUGUAAUUCAGAAAUAUUAUUGAAUCAAGGUGGAGAUUGAUGAUUGUUGGACAAUACAUGAUAGACAUAGAAUGGACAACAAUGAUCGUCUGGUCCAGUACUUUUAUCUUUUAUAUAGGUCAUCCAAUCCUAUGUCACCUGGUGGAGCAUCCAGUCACGUACGAGGGACCGUCCAACAUGGUGAUUCACUAACAUAAGUUGUGUUGUAACUGUAACUAUUUUCUAUUUUUUUCCGUUUGUAACCAUUUUCGGUUAGAUAGAUAGUAGUUGUCUCCUUUACAAGGAGCUCUGUAUUUUGGGUUUAGAGAGUUUGAGAGUAUUUUGAACCCCUUCAUUGUAAAUUUUGUUAUUCGUAAUAAACUUAACAAUUUUGCACAAUA